CACUUUGUAAGGAGCAUUUAUAUUAACUUUGCAUCUCUUGAAUGUCUUCAGGGCCGAAACCAUUCAGUGACUUAUCAAAAAGUAGCAAAACAUAAACAUCCAAGACAAAGCAGAGUAUUCAAUGAACUAAUGCUGUGUGUUUUUCUAAAUAUCAAAGAGAGUCUUCAUCAAAGAUGAAGAUACAUGUUUUCACGAACAUCAAAAAGACGAUUAGCAGUGUUGUACCUGCAGCCACUGGAUGGUGGUGACGGAGGACGGCCACAUGGUGACGGGCCGCCAGGAACCUCAUCUGGUUCUGGUGUCUUUGACAUGCGAGGGAGGUGACGUUAUCCUGAACGGGCCCGACAUGGCCGAGCUGCGUUUCCCCGUCAAGCAGCCCAACAACACUUUAAUGGACUGCAGAGUGUUCGGUGCCGGCAUCCCGGGGCGUGACUGCGGCGACGAAGCGUCCCGUUGGUUGGUCCGCUAUCUGAAGGCGAAGAAGACCUACCGCCUGGUGCAAUUUGAACCCCACAUGAGGGCCAGGAGGCCGGCGGACUCAGAAUCUGCCUACUUCCCGAAUGACAAAGUGGCGUAUCCUGACAGCGGUCCGGUCAUGCUGCUCUCCGAGGCAUCUAUCAAGGACCUGAGCGACAAGAUGAACAAGGACCUGACGGCGGAGCGCUUCCGGCCCAACAUCGUCAUCGGUGACUGCGAGGCGUUUGCCGAAGAUUCAUGGGAAGAGAUCCAGAUUGGCAGCGUUCGUCUGCGGCGGGUGAUGUCAUGCGGGAGGUGCAUUUUCACCAUGGUGGACCCCGAAACUGGAAUCAGCAGCAGAAAGGAGCCUCUUGAAAUACUGAAGAGCUACCGAAUGUGCAAACCCGAAGAGAAGCACAUCUACAAGUCGGCGCCGCUGUUUGGGCAGCUGCUUAGCGUGGAGAAGCCUGGCGUGAUCCAGGUGGGCGAUCCCGUCUACCAAGUCAGCCGCUGAUGAAAAAGAAACGCCAACGAGGAUCGAAACACUCAAGAAUGCAAAGCCCCAAUUACCGUAUUUUCCGCACUAUAAGGCGCACCUAAAACAUUCCAUUU
Hippocampus comes (tiger tail seahorse) is the source of this 1068-nucleotide messenger RNA. RefSeq names its product mitochondrial amidoxime reducing component 1 (gene marc1). Lineage: Eukaryota; Metazoa; Chordata; Actinopteri; Syngnathiformes; Syngnathidae. The transcript is spliced from 6 exons. Gene Ontology annotation, cellular component: mitochondrial inner membrane. Gene Ontology annotation, biological process: nitrate metabolic process. The coding region runs from base 239 to 970 and encodes 243 amino acids. The record is from RefSeq and is a predicted model, not a curated record. Gene Ontology annotation, molecular function: molybdenum ion binding; pyridoxal phosphate binding; molybdopterin cofactor binding.